Phascolarctos cinereus (koala) is the source of this 845-nucleotide messenger RNA. NCBI's taxonomy places the organism in Eukaryota, Metazoa, Chordata, Mammalia, Diprotodontia, Phascolarctidae. The record is from RefSeq and is a predicted model, not a curated record.
CCGGGGCCAAUCCAAGAUGGCCGUCCUGGCGGUGCACCUCCAGUCGGACGCCUUUUUGGUGGCCCUCAACCAUGCCCUGAGCACCGAAAAAGAGGAGGUCAUGGGACUAUGCCUCGGCGAGGUUGCUGUCUCCAAAGUUGUGUACAUCCGCUCAGUCAUCGUUCUUCGGCGUUCAGAUAAGAGGAAGGAUCGAGUGGAGAUUUCUCCUGAGCAGCUUUCUGCUGCUUCUGUGGAAGCAGAAAGAUUGGCUGAGCUGACUGGUCGCCCCAUUCGAGUUGUGGGCUGGUAUCAUUCUCAUCCCCACAUAACUGUGUGGCCAUCGCAUGUUGAUAUUCGCACCCAAGCCAUGUACCAGAUGAUGGAUGAGAGCUUUGUGGGACUUAUUUUCUCCUGUUUCGUGGAAGACAAAAACACCAAGACUGGCCGUAUACUCUACACUUGCUUCCAGUCCAUUCAGGCCCAGAAGAUCUCAGAGUAUGAGAGAGUUGAUAUCCCACUCCACAUUGUGCCUCAAGAUACCAUGGGGAAAGCGUCUCUUGAGGCUGCCAUUGAAUUGCCCAAGAUUCUGUGCCAGGAGGAACAAGAUGCCUACAGGAAGAUCCACAGCCUUACUCACCUGGAUGCAGUGACUAAGAUCCACAAUGGUUCAGUGUUUACCAAGAACCUGUGCAAUCAGAUGUCGGCCAUCAGCGGCCCCCUCAUGCAGUGGCUGGAGGACAGACGGGAACAUAACCGCAAGCUGCUGGUGGAAUUAGAGCAGGAGAGGAUGGCCCUGCUGGAGGAGCUUGAUAGCCUGGAUUAAGGCAGCUGGCAUAUUCUCAAUAAAAAGUACAUCUACUACAUGA